Molecule: messenger RNA, 216 nt
Organism: Lathyrus sativus (Indian pea)
Lineage: Eukaryota; Viridiplantae; Streptophyta; Magnoliopsida; Fabales; Fabaceae
Source: the annotation of a GenBank genome assembly
AUGGGCAGACACGAACGACCACUAAAGGUGGUGGCAAUGCCGGAAACAUCAUCUGAUAAUCUGAAUGACGAUCAGCAAGGCGACAAAGAUUUAACAUCUAAGACAACAAUGGAACGUGAAAAAGAGAAAACUGUAGGAGCGAUUACAAUGGACCAGGAAAUCCAUGAAACCCUAGAAGCAGAGAAGGGGAUAAACGAACCCAGAAAACUGGGUUGA